Messenger RNA from Monodelphis domestica (gray short-tailed opossum), 5982 nucleotides. RefSeq names its product acyl-CoA synthetase long chain family member 4 (gene ACSL4). Gene Ontology annotation, biological process: long-chain fatty-acyl-CoA metabolic process; long-chain fatty acid metabolic process; neuron differentiation. Gene Ontology annotation, cellular component: lipid droplet; endoplasmic reticulum; plasma membrane. Gene Ontology annotation, molecular function: arachidonate-CoA ligase activity. NCBI's taxonomy places the organism in Eukaryota, Metazoa, Chordata, Mammalia, Didelphimorphia, Didelphidae. The record is from RefSeq and is a predicted model, not a curated record.
CUCUCUACCUCUCUACCUCUCUACCUCUCUACCUCUCUGCCUCUCUGCCUCCGCCUCUGCCUCUGCCUCUGCCAUCCCCUCCCCCUCUGCUGCCGCCGCUGCCGCAGCAGCAUCAUCCUCUCCUGGCCGCGCCAAGCCGCGCCUCAGAUGCCCCGGGAGGGCGCGAUCCGGGGCCUCCGCUGCCACCACGGCCUCUUGGCCCUAUCCUGACCGAAGACCCCCGCGCCUUCAUCGACCACGCGGGCCACUUUCGUGGGGGGUGGCGAGGUUGGCAUCUGGCCAGCCUCGCCCUGGCACCCAUAGGCUUCACAGGGCCGCUGGUGCCAGUUGGCUCACAGGAGAGGAAACUGAAGCCCCUGGGGUGGGAAAACGAUUGGCCCAAGGUCACCCUUAGGAGCUGAUUUGAAAAUGAUGCCAUCCAUCCCCUCCAGUUCUCUCAUUUUAUUUAGGGGGUUGCGGGUGGGGACCGAAGCUUAGGGCUUUCCUAGCAACACCAGGUGCUGAAUCCAUAGCUGGGAGACCCCAGAGGUUAUCUUAUUUUACCGAGGGGGAAACUGAGACUGAGGGACAAGGUCAGUAAUCAAUCCAAACCUGACCUCCAAACGGGGCCUCUGCUGUUGUUUCCUGGGUCUUUGAGCAAAUCUUUUCCCCUGCCUGGGCCUCAGUUUCCUCCUCUAUAAAAUACGGAGGCUGGUUUGGAUUACCACAGGUCUCUUUCAGCUCCAGAUCUCUGAACCUAGGUCCACUCGAGCUGAAAGGGAUCUCAUCGGCCAUCUAUUCAGCUCCUAUAACAGGAGUGGAAACUGAGGCUCAGAGAGAUGAGGAGGCCUGGCCAAGGUCACAAUUCUAAUCGCAGAAGAGAGAACUAUUCAUCCUAAAACAGAAGGUCUGUGUGUUCUAUUGUCGGCUUCCAAAGAUUACUAACUUCUAUCUAUAACCUUAAAAUUGAACUGCCUUGGCUCUCCUGCUGUUCCUAUUGCUGCUUCCAUUACUGCCUUCUUCAAACAACACUCAAAAUCCAAAGAAUAACAAAAGACAAACACGAUUUUUAGACGCCUUUCCACAAUGAAACUUAAGCUAGAUGUGCUUACUCUUAUUUUGCUCCCUGUCCACUUAUUAAUAUCCAUAUACAGUGCCCUUAUAUUUAUUCCAUGGUAUUUUCUUACCAAUGCCAAGAAGACAAGCACUAUGGCAAAACGAAUUAAAGCUAAACCCACCUCAAACAAGCCUGGAAGUCCCUACCGUUCUAUCACCCACUUCGACUCACUAGCUGUCAUAGACAUCCCUGGCGCAGAUACCCUGGACAAACUGUUUGAUCAUGCAGUAACCAAGUUUGGGAAGAAGGACUGUCUUGGGACCCGGGAGCUGUUAAGUGAAGAAAAUGAGAUGCAGCCAAAUGGAAAGGUGUUUAAAAAGCUAAUCCUAGGAAACUAUAAAUGGAUGAACUAUGUCGAGGUGAACCAGAGAGUGAAUAAUUUUGGCAAUGGACUUACUGCAUUAGGCCUGAAACCAAAGAGCACAAUUGCCAUCUUCUGUGAGACCAGGGCAGAAUGGAUGAUCUCAGCCCAGACCUGCUUUAAGUAUAACUUCCCCCUUGUAACUCUGUAUGCCACUCUUGGUAAAGAAGCCGUAAUCCAUGGACUGAAUGAAUCAGAAGCAUCCUAUCUGAUCACAAGUGUUGACCUUCUGGAGCAUAAACUUAAGACCGCCCUUGUAGACAUCAAAUGUGUUCAGCAUAUCAUCUAUGUGGGCAAGAAAACUGUUGAUAAAUCAGAAUACCCCGAAGGAUUUGAGAUUCAUAGCAUGAGUUCAGUGGAGGAAUUGGGAGCCAGGCCCGAAAAUGCAAACUUCAGCCCCAUUAGACCGGGCCCUUCGGACCUGGCUAUUGUGAUGUACACCAGCGGCUCUACAGGGAGACCUAAGGGAGUAAUGAUGCAUCACUGCAACUUGAUAGCCGGAAUGACAGGGCAGUGUGAGCGGAUUCCUGGCUUGGGACCAAGAGACACCUAUAUCGGCUACUUGCCUUUGGCUCACGUGUUGGAGUUGACAGCAGAAAUAUCGUGCUUUACGUAUGGCUGCAGGAUUGGCUACUCCUCUCCUCUUACACUGUCGGAUCAGUCCAGCAAAAUUAAAAAAGGAAGCAAAGGCGACUGCAGCGUUCUGAAGCCCACACUCAUGGCGGCUGUUCCGGAAAUCAUGGACAGAAUUUACAAGAAUGUUAUGAGCAAAGUUCAAGAGAUGAACUAUUUUCAGAAAACUCUUUUCAAGAUAGGCUACGACUAUAAGCUGGAACAGAUCAAGAAAGGAUACGAUGCUCCUCUGUGCAAUUUCCUCCUGUUCAAAAAGGUAAAAGCCCUACUGGGUGGCAAUGUCCGCAUGAUGCUUUCUGGAGGGGCCCCGCUUUCGCCACAGACACACCGCUUUAUGAACGUUUGUUUCUGCUGCCCCAUUGGCCAGGGUUAUGGAUUAACAGAGUCUUGUGGAGCUGGAACAGUUACUGAAGUUACUGACUAUAGCACUGGCCGAGUUGGAGCCCCUCUUAUCUGCUGUGAAAUUAAACUGAAGGACUGGCAAGAAGGAGGCUAUACAAUUCAUGACAAGCCAAACCCCAGGGGAGAGAUUGUCAUCGGCGGACAGAAUAUUUCCAUGGGCUAUUUCAAAAAUGAAGAAAAAACUGCAGAAGAUUAUUCUGUGGACGAAAAUGGGCAAAGAUGGUUUUGUACUGGCGAUAUUGGCGAAUUCCAUCCUGAUGGGUGCUUACAGAUCAUUGAUCGCAAGAAAGAUUUGGUGAAGCUGCAAGCUGGAGAGUAUGUGUCUCUGGGCAAGGUGGAGGCCGCCUUGAAGAACUGUCCACUCAUAGACAACAUCUGUGCUUACGCCAAAAGUGACCAAUCUUAUGUGAUCAGUUUUGUGGUUCCUAAUCAGAAGAAGCUGAUGACCUUGGCCCAACAGAAAGGGGUAGAGGGAUCCUGGGUAGACAUCUGCAACAAUCCCACCAUGGAAGCAGAAAUAUUGAAGGAAAUUAAAGAAGCUGCAAACACCAUGAAACUGGAGCGUUUCGAGAUCCCAAUCAAAGUGCGCCUGAGCCCGGAGCCCUGGACUCCAGAAACUGGCCUGGUAACUGAUGCUUUCAAGUUGAAAAGGAAGGAACUGAAGAACCAUUAUCUCAAUGACAUUGAGAGAAUGUACGGGGGCAAAUGAUUAUCUGGCCUUUUCCAAAUGUAGUUGGGGCCUGCCCUCGACAGUACCAAGCCCCAGUGUUUUCUUUUCGCCUCUCUGGCUAUUAGACUAUACAUAUAGCUAUACAAUCUAAAGUUAAUCAAAUCAAAGCAAAACACAAGACCAAUUCCAAUAGCUAUUGGGUCUCCUCUAAUUUUUCCUUGCAUUGUUGUAACAAAAAAUCUAGAUGCGAAGUCAUUUGCCUCUAGCUCGUUUAUUGGAUCUUGAUUCUUGACCCCAUCUGAGCCACAAAGCCAAAACGUAACUCCCGGGAUAGGAUUGGGCCCCAGGUUCAUUUCAGAUCCCUUAACCACAGCAAAAGUAAAUUCGGCACACAGUAAAUGAGCAAAUUUGCACUUUCUGGGGUCAGUUGUUUUCCUAAUUUAGAACCGUCUAUCCAAGACGGGUUUGACAAAUCGAUGAUAUAGGUCACUACUCAGUGCAGCAGCGCCAGGGGGCUUUGCCAUUCACCAAAAGACCAAUUUGUGGCUCUAGCAUCAUAAUCACAUACAAAUGAAAUACAGUGUUCUUGAAAAGCGUCUGUAAGGCGGAGAAAUAAGUUUACAGACGCGUGGUAGAGAUGGUGUCAUCUGUACGGCAGUAGAAUCUUGUGGAUACUUUACAGUGCCUGAAGCGUGAACUGAAACAAAAAACAUUACUAAAGUAAUAUAUUUAAAGGGGAACUGGAUUGCUCUUCCUACUGAAGGAGCUCCAAAUUCAAUAAACCACAUUCCUUUGACAUUUAUAAGUGGUGAGCAUGUGUCUGGGGGGGUGGGGGGGGGCGGGGUUUCUGUCAAUGUCUGUCAUUGUUUGUCUGAAAACCAGGGAUCGAAAGCAAAAUGAUGGGUGGAAGGUUACGAUUAUGUGUCGUCUGAAAGGCGACGGGGUCUCACCAGUGGCUGUGACUAACACACAACACUGAGGACUUAGGAAGAGCUCACAUUUGCUAUUGUUUCGAUGCCUCUGGGGAAUCCAUUUCUACGUUUACUUCCAUUAAAAUGGCUCCCUUUUAGGGUUUUUCUGUCGCUGCUUGGGAUUGUUCGUAGUUUUCAUUUUGCCAAGUCUUGCUGUUCACCCUAAUUCUAGUAGAUCGACAAAUACGUUAUUUUCUUAGCUAUCAUUUUCAGGUCCCAUGGGUGAAUAACCUGGUUCCGUUUGGGGAAGUUGGCUUAAAAGGGAAGAAAGCUCUUUCUUCCUCUUGGUAGAAGAAGUUAGAAACUGGAAGUUGUAGGUGUGAGCGGGGGCCUGUUCAAUAAGGGUUCGUUUAUUGUUUAUGCUGUAACUUAUUGUGUGUGUGAUUGUUUUUUAACCCUUUGAAGAUCUCUCUCCCUUUUUCCUGCUGGCUGUUCACACCUGAACUAUGAUUACUAUUUUAAAGAAAAAAAAGGGAACGUUUUGAAUACGUUCUACUUUGCACUUUUUUUCUUAAUCAUUUUAUGUUGUGUGUGUGCGUGUACACCUUACAUUUCUUAAAAAAAAAAAAAAAGUUGGCUGCCACUACAACAGGAUAGUGUUCCUUACUCUAAAAUAUUUAUAUUAUAAAGAAAAUAGAUUCUUCUAUUCAUAAAUAUUUAAAUGUUAUGUAUAUGAUGGUAAAAAGGAAAAUAAUCUGGAAUGAAGGUUUUUGUAAAGAUGUAUCUGCUUCGUGUUCAGGGAUGUGAAAUUCUGGGCAAAUUGUUUGUGCAAUGAAAUGUGUAUGUGGAUAAUUCUCCCUAUCCCCCAGCUCUCCUUUGAUCUGUAAAAGUCAGCCAUUGUUAGUAAGUGGACAACUCAUCAUCCUUGACUGUUUGUGGCCCGCUGUUUUGGGACUGGCCUUUGUGGCCUCUUUUCUUGACCGUUUUAAUUUUUCUUUCCAUCUUAAAGCCGCCUUUGAGAAAGGUGAUUUUGAUCCAAUGUGUGUGAUAUUUUCUCUCAGCUUUUCGUUUUCCUCUUCUCAUCUCCCUAAAGCUAGAACACUGCCAACUAAUCUACUGUCUAGACCCUUUAGAUUGAGUAAAUUAACACUUUUAGGUGCUGCUAAUUCUUUACAAAAAUCCAAAUAUCGUUUAAGGGACCAGGACCAGGGAGAUGCCACUACGCCCCACUUUUUUUUUAAUCCAAAUGCAUCUUUGUUUACAUACACAGAAAAGUCUUUUCCAUAUCACUAGUGGCUUUUCAGAGAUUUGAUCCCAGAGACUGACCCCACAUAUUUUUUAUACUUGUUUAAAUUGCUCACUAUUGAGUUUGAUUCUGUCAGCCAUUUCACAAAAGCCAUAAUUCUAAAAAAUGAAACCGAAAACUAGCCCAAUUCCAUAGGCAUGAUUCUAAGCUGAACCUCUGUGAUUUUUGCUUUCGACACCUACAAUAUCUCAUCUCUCUACUGUUUUUUUGUCAUGACCUCCAUUGUACGUAGAAGUAUAAUUGCAUAACUUUCAGAGAUUGAAAUACAUUUGAAUGGUUCACGAAGUCAGAGCACCUAGAAAGAGGGCUUCGUUCCUUUGAUCACAGAGAUGAAUUAGAAUACUUAGCUGAUAUUGUCUCUAUAGAAUAUGUAACAUGUUUCUAAAGUAGAGAAAUAGGAGCAGAAAGGAGUGUGCUGUUUUCUUGGUUUAGGGGGAAAUGUUUAAUUUUCAAAUAUGCACCUAUUUGUACUUUCUGUUUAAAUGCAUGAUUGCGAAAUCAUUAUUGGGUGUGGUGUGUUGAUUCCAAAUGGAAAGUUUUGUUGUAUUUUCAAAGUUUGCACUCAAAUCUUAAGAAAUAAAUUCAUCCAUAGUAUCAAGCCAA